GCUCCUCCCGCGGGCUUUGUGCGCGCCUGAAAUCCAGCUGUCGCCGCCCCUCAGAACCCCCUGCCCCCGGAGGGUGCACAUUUCCGGGCCGCCCACCACCCGGAUCGCGUACGUAGCCGCUGCGCCAGCAGAGCCCAGAGCUGCUCGUGCCCGCUCCGUGGCCGUCCCGCCCCAGUAGCCCCCGAAAUGCCGGUCGACUUCACCGGGUACUGGAAGAUGUUGGCAAAUGAGAAUUUCGAGGAGUACCUGCGCGCCCUCGAUGUCAAUGUGGCCUUGCGCAAAAUUGCCAACUUGCUGAAGCCAGACAAAGAGAUUGUGCAGGACGGCGACCAUAUGAUCAUCCGCACGCUGAGUACUUUCAGGAACUAUAUCAUGGACUUCCAGGUUGGGAAGGAGUUUGAGGAGGAUCUGACGGGCAUAGAUGACCGCAAGUGCAUGACCACGGUGAGCUGGGAUGGGGACAAGCUCGAGUGUGUGCAGAAGGGUGAAAAGGAGGGACGUGGCUGGACCCAGUGGAUUGAGGGUGACGAGCUGCACCUGGAGAUGAGAGUGCAGGGUGUGGUCUGCAAGCAAGUAUUCAAGAAAGUGCACUGACGCCUGAGCAGACCUUGAUCUUGAGGAAUGAGUGGCAUGGACGUGUGGGCCAGAAUCCCCUUCUCUGCACAGCAUGGGGCAGAAAUGUCCAGCCACUCCUGGGCAUCUGUUAGCAGUCUCUCUCUUGGCUUUGUCUCUUUUCUUUUUCUUAAAACGAAGCCAUCCCAAUAAAAGUGAUUUCUGCUCAGUA
Molecule: messenger RNA, 784 nt
Organism: Hyaena hyaena (striped hyena)
Lineage: Eukaryota; Metazoa; Chordata; Mammalia; Carnivora; Hyaenidae
Gene: RBP1
Product: retinol binding protein 1
Exons: 4
Coding region: 187-594 (135 amino acids)
Biological process (GO): fatty acid transport; vitamin A metabolic process; retinoic acid biosynthetic process
Cellular component (GO): nucleus; cytosol
Molecular function (GO): fatty acid binding
Source: RefSeq, a predicted model, not a curated record